AUGCCUUCCACGGAUCGCCAAACCGCCUUGGAUUUAUUUAAAUCUUCGGUUGAGCUUGAGGAUAAGCUACGCCAGGUUUCGAAACAAAAACCACCAUAUGAUAAAGAAGUAACAACUUUGCGUAUCAAUUUGCGUGACCAUUAUGAAAGAAUCAUUUUCCUCGAUUUUGAAUUUUCGCAGUCUAAAGAGAUUGAACAGAUUUUAUGGAAGUAUGUGUAUUACAAGUUCAUCGAGGAUUAUAGAAAGAGGAUUCGCGCUGCUUCGACCAACAGUGGAAAACCUAAAGGCACUUCCCGAAGGUUAACUAGUGCGUUCCGUUCAUUCCUGCAGGAAGCAACUGGUUUUUAUUACUUUUUCAUUCAGAAGCUCGCCCGUCAUUUUGGGUUGGAACAGUUGAAUCCGAUUAUUCAAAAAUUCGGAUCGACUUUAGAAUCUACGGAUUUUUCUAAAGACUCGUAUAAUUUUGAUAUUAAACAACGAGCCGUACUUAGUUGUCAUAAAAGUUUAAUCUUUCUUGGGGAUCUAGCACGUUAUCGUGAAUUACAAAAUGACAAGCCACGUAAAAAUUGGUCUACAGCUUGCGAUUAUUACAAUAGUGCAAGACAAUUAAUUCCUGAUAGUGGAAAUCCCCAUAAUCAAUUGGCGGUUAUUGCAACCUACAGCGUAGACGAAUUUGCCGCCUUCUAUCAUUAUUAUCGAAGUCUUGCUGUUAGGUAUCCAUUUUUAACAGCUAAGGAUAAUAUAAGCUUUUUGUUCCAAAAGGCAAAGAAAUCUGCUAUAGAUACUCCAGAAAGUGUUCAUGAAAAUAAUAAACGAGAUCAACGUGAAAAUGGGAGUAGACGGCGUUCUUCCCAUUCUCGUCAAAUGAUGUCACCUGUUAAUGCAAAUAAAAUGAAAACUGCUGAAACCUUACAACCAUUUUUCUCGGAUUUCAUUCGAUUACAUAGCAUUUUAUAUCUGAAAACAGACAUUGAAUCAUAUUCUGAAUUGAAGACUUCUGUAUUGAAACGAUUAAAAGAAUUCCUUCUAGAACGCGUAUUGGAUGUCGAUCAACUCUUAAAAUUUACUGUUAUCAAUAUGGCCGCCUUAUACGUAAUUCGUCAUAUUUCCAAUGUUUCUACUGGGGAAAACGGACACACUAAUUCUAGUCCAAAGACUCAACCAAUUUAUAACCAAGCUUCAAAGAAAGCCCUGGUCGAAAAAUACGCCGUCUUAAUGAUUUUGGGCACCCUUUCAACUUUGUUAGAAAUGUGCAACUCCGAAUUAAUCGAAGUUGAAAAUACUGAGGAAAGACGCAACGCCGUACAAGCUCUUCCUGCUCCUGUCAAAAGAAGUUUGAUGUCCAUUCGAGUUGGUGUAAAAUGGGUUUAUUCAAAUCUCGAAUAUCUUGCUUCAAUGUCAACACAAAUUUCCAAUGAUCCAUUUGUUAAAGAUGAGUUUUCGAAUUUUGCGAAAUUUUGGGACCAGUUUGCUGAAUUCCUUAACACAAUGGAGCGACUAUUUCCUAAUGAACAAGGCAUUCCUCUCGAUGUUCCAUUGACAGAGGAUGUUGAAUUGAAUGGAUUUUCAGUUUUAAAGAAUCAAUUAUUUCUUAAUGAUCAAGUAAUAACUAAAGUAGGCGAGCCAUUUGAAGAAAUGGAUAUGCGCGUUCACAAUAUAUAUGAUGAUGCAUGCAAAAUCGCGAAAUCUGAUUUUUCACAAAUAUUCUAUGCCGACGGGACCUUCAGUUCGAAUACUCUAUCUGGCGAAUCUAACUCUGCUUCUCCGGUUAGCACCUCCAGUGCUCCCGAAAAUCAAGUUUCGGAUGAUACAUAUAUGGAAGAUAGAGCUGCCGGUACAAAUACAAUUGCUGACGCGGAACGUGACGAUACAAAUGCAGCUGGUUCUCAAUCAUUUGUAGAUAGCAUUUUAUUGAAUCAAGUUUUUACGUCAAAUCAAAAGACAUCUUCGACCUUACCAAACGGAAGUUCCAAUGAUUCGAAAAAUUACUGGAAUAAUUAUUUCAAUACACAACAAUUAUUUCCAAGUACAAACGCCAUUUCCGAUGAUCCUUUACCAUUUUCCAUUUCUAAUACGACUACUGGAGUUCCCAAUGCAUCACAAGAUCCUUUAGUUUCUCCUAAAAAACGUUCGUCAAAUGAAUUAAAAGCAAAAGCCUCAUCAUCACAACAGAAUCCCAUCACUUCCACAUCCAGUGCAUCUUUGUUUGCUUUUCCAGGUACUGACGGCGGGGUGUCUCAAUUCGAUUUGUUUGGUAACUCAAACACUGGGCUUCAUAAUUAUCUGAGUACUUCAACAAAUCCUUCAAUUAAACCCAAUGUCAUUACACCUGCAAUUAACCCACCACCAGGAUUUUUAACUGAAUCUAAUAAUUAUGAUUUUCAACGACAAAAUCAGAAACAAAAUGAUUCAUUUAAUCAACCAUUUCAAACAUCCAAUGCAUUUGGAUUUUCAUCUUUUGAUUUAUUACGAUGGAACGAAAAAUAUAAAUAUACAAACGAGUUAACUGAUCUAUCCAAUAAUGGAAAUCAAAAUCUUACUCCAACUGCUAAAUUGCCAAAUGGGACUUUACCAAGUUCACAAAUAACCAAUGACACCCAUGACAAAUUCCGUCAUUUUCAAAUUGGUUGGACUCCAACAUCUAUUGGCUAA
Messenger RNA from Diversispora eburnea, 2652 nucleotides. Lineage: Eukaryota; Fungi; Glomeromycota; Glomeromycetes; Diversisporales; Diversisporaceae. The record is from the annotation of a GenBank genome assembly.